CUCCACACCUGCUUUGGGCAACCUGGUCCAGGCUCUGGCACCUCAAAGGAAAGAAGCUGCUCCUCAUAUUCAGAUGGAACCUCCUGUGCCUGGCGAUGACAUCCAGAACGAGCUGUUCCGUCACCUUUCCAGGGUUGGAGGCACCUCUCCUGUUCUCCAAAACACUUAUGAUGACGGAGAGCGGCUCUGCAAUGACGUCUGCCAACUCUUGGCGCUCCUCGGUGCAUCCCAUGGAUUUGUGGAUGUCAUAAUUGAAUAGAAUUAGCUUGUGAAAGCCGCCAAUAAGCACCAGAACUUGCAUAGGAGGGAGAGCACUGCGAUUUACCCCGUUUAGCAACGGCGAAUCGAGAGACCAAGGGAAAAGCUGAAAUCUUUUCCGAGGGCACUUCCUGAAUUACGAUGUAUAUAUAUAUCAGGAAAACGGAGCGGGGGGAAGUGGAGGCUUUGAAGCAAGAGUUCUCGUGAGUCUGGUGAAGAUCCUACCUGUGCUUGACUAAAUGGAUAACCAGGCAUUUGAAAUGCAUGGAGAGAACCUGCGAAGCGCUUCCCAUGGAAAACAGUGGCCACAGAAAGAGGAAAGAAAGGGCGGCUGGUCCCUAAUGAAAGUCUUUCUGGUUUGCCUGUUGGCCUGUGUGAUCACCACGGCGAUUGGGGUGCUGAUCCUGUCCUUGGUUUAUGUGAAUAACCCUCCUUUUGUGAGAGACACCGAUGGUGGAGACAAGGGAGCAUCUUCCUCGAACCCAGAGGAGAAAAGCGUGGAUGUCAAAUUCCAGUUCCUGAAUCACCUGGGGAAAUCAAAGGUAUAUACCUACCCGGGUGGUGAAAUUCAGUGGGCAAGAUUCAGGAAUGAUGUAAAUGAAUAUCUAAGUGAGGAAGAAAUGGCAUUUGGCAAAAGCAUCAAUAACCAUCGCUCCAAAAUGACUUUUGGAACCUUACGGAUCAAGAGCAAAGGGCUUCGGGCUCCCCACUGGCAUUUUAAUGCCAACGAGCACGGCUAUCUGCUGCAGGGCACCGCCUGGGUGGGAGUGAUCGGCCCAGACGACAGCGUGGUCACCACGUACAACGUCACGGCCGGCCAGGUCAUUUUCUUCCCCAGAAACACCGUGCACUGGAUCAAGAACGUCGGGCCGGACGAGUGCUUGUUCUUGCUGUUUUUCACAACACACGAAGAACUUCAGACCUUAGAUGUAGACGACGCCUUUUUCUCCACCCCAGAGGAUAUCGCAGCUCGAGCACUUCAGCCACAAGGUGGAGUCAACUUCAUCAGAACCUUCAAGAAACAAGCAGAAGAUCAAGCGGUUAACCUCCCAUCAAACUUAAACGAGCUGGUACAAAAUGCCACCUACGUGCAGUCCCCAGACAACCUUGUGUGGCAAUACUUCUACGAUCUCAAAGGGUCAGCAGAAUAUCCCUUCCCAGGAGGAAUCUUCCAGUGGGCUCGUUACCGCAUCAACGGCACCGGACUUAACGAAACGGAAAGAAUCUUCAGCGAGUCGCUGAACAAGCACGAAAACACCCUGACGUUGGCAACUCUGCGCAUCUUCAGCAACGGGCUGGGGCAGCCGCAUUUCCACUUCAACGCUAACGAGAUGGGUUAUGUCAUUAGCGGCUGCGCGCAGGUCGGAGUUAUUCUCUCCGGAGUCACCGCCAGCUUCAACAUUGGCAUCGGAGACGUCAUAUUUUUCCCUGUCGGAACCCAACAUUACAUCAAGAGCGUGUGCGAUGAGGAUUUAUUGUUGAUUUUAGCCUACAGCACGGGAAACCAGCUGGAAACCCUUCGCAUGAAGGACUAUUUCCGCAGAACCGCAGAUCACAUCCUUGCUCAGCUGUUUUUCAAGCAACAGGCAGAGUUUAAGAAUUUCCCCUAAAACUGAAGCUCACGACCUCUCUUACAACCAAACAGCUCCAGGAACGUUUAUAUGAUCACCGUAUUUCUAAUAGUACUUUUUGGUACUUUACUCGCUAUUUAUCUGGAGAUGUUCAGGAGAAAGAAUUGGGGGUUGCUAAUUAUAAAAAGCUAUUUUGUCUUUUGUAUUUUUACAGUGUUUUAUUUAUAGCGCUACGUAAUUUGAUUGUAUAUUAAAGUAAUUUCUCCAGUUCA
Molecule: messenger RNA, 2101 nt
Organism: Columba livia (rock pigeon)
Lineage: Eukaryota; Metazoa; Chordata; Aves; Columbiformes; Columbidae
Exons: 13
Coding region: 498-1868 (456 amino acids)
Biological process (GO): activation of protein kinase B activity
Cellular component (GO): Golgi apparatus; plasma membrane
Source: RefSeq, a predicted model, not a curated record